AUUUCCCUGUUGACUAUCACAGCGUUGCGGCGCUCUGCUAGGCUGGCUUGCAGGAGCAAGCUGCAACGACUGCGCUGACCCCUCUACUAAGUGUGCCGAGUCCUAAUACAAUCGUCAAUUGGUUAGACAAGCAGGAGGGAUACUUCGAGCCCUGCCGGGCGAGCGUUGCGAACGGUCUGAAAUAUGAGGAGGCUGUUUAAAGGCCUCUUUGGCAAGGUCGAUGGGCAGAACCAGAACCUGCCCAAAAUUCGGGUGGGUGUCUGCGCGAUGGACAAGAAGGCGCGCAGCAAGCCGAUGAAGGAGAUUUUGGAGCGCCUGACGGCAUGGGGCGAGUUCGAGGUCGUUAUUUUCGGCGACGACGUCAUCUGUGAGAAGCCAACGGAGGAGUGGCCUCACGUCGAGUGCAUGCUGUGCUGGCACUCUGACGGCUUCCCGCUCAAGAAGGCACAGGAGUACAUCCUCAACCGGCGCCCUUUCCUGGUCAACGACGUCUUCAUGCAGGACGCGCUGCUUGACCGGCGGCGUGUGUACAAGAUGCUGGUGGAGAAGAACAUCCCGGUGCCGACCCACAUCAUCGUGGAGCGCGAUGGGCUGCCGGAGGGCGUGACUGACCCGCCCGGGUUUGUGGAGGACGAGGACUACGUGGAGCUCAACGGCCAGCGCAUCUACAAGCCGUUCGUGGAGAAGCCCAUUAGCGGCGAGGACCACAACAUCUGGGUCUACUACCCGCACUCCAUGGGCGGUGGCGUCAAGUACCUGUUCCGCAAGGUGGACGACAAGGCCUCCAAGUACGACAGCGAGCACAAUGGCUGCGUGCGCCGCGACGGCUCCUUCAUCUACGAGGAGUUCCUGCCCACCGGCGGCACGGACGUCAAGGUGUACACCGUGGGGCCCAGGUACGCCCACGCCGAGGCGCGCAAGAGCCCGGUGGUGGACGGCAAGGUGCUCCGCAGCGCCGACGGCAAGGAGAUGCGCUUCCCGGUGCUGCUGAGCCCGCAGGAGAAGGAGAUCGCGCGCAUGGUGUGCCUGGCGUUCGGGCAGAAGGUGUGCGGCUUCGACCUGCUGCGCUCCGAGAAGGGCCGCAGCUACGUGUGCGACGUGAAUGGCUGGUCGUUUGUGAAGAAUAGCAAGAAGUAUUACGACGACGCGGCCGGCAUCCUGCGCUCCAUCAUCUUGUCCGCGCUGGCGCCACACCGGCUCAACGUGCAGCCGCACCUGCCCACCCACUCCUCCGCCACCAACCCCGACACCGGCAGCGCCGUGGUGUCUGACGAGGAGGACGACGAUGACGCGCUGGUGCCGGGCAUGGACGUGAGCGAGGUGCGCCACACCGCCAAGCGCAGCCAGAAGGAGGAGCUGCGCUGCGUGCUGGCGGUGGUGCGCCACGGAGACCGCACGCCCAAGCAGAAGCUCAAGGUGGUGGUGACCCAGGAGCCGCUGCUGGCGCUGUUCCACAAGUACAAGGACGCCAAGGGCAAGCAGGCCAAGCUCAAGAGCCCGCUGCAGCUGCAGGAGCUGCUGGACAUCACGCGCCAGUUGGUCAAGGACUUUGAGCGGCGCGAUGACGAGAAGGAGGGCGGCGUGCCGCCUCUGGGCGACGAGGCAAAGGAGGCGGCGCAAGAGGUGCGCGGCAAGCUGCGCAUCAUGCAGACGGUGCUGGAGAGCGGCGGCCAGUUCAGCGGCAUCAACCGCAAGGUGCAGAUCAAGCCGCUGCGCUGGGGCGUGGCGCCCCCCGCAGCUUCCGCCAGCGACGGCGUGGCCUCGCCCACUGCGGCGGCGGCGCCGGUGGCGCACGCGGGCCCCAUUGCGGGCGCGGGCGGCUCCAUGGAGAUGCUCACAGGGCUGGGCUCAGGCAUAGACGUGGGCUCCUCCUCCAUGGCCACGCUGCACAACUCGCCGUCCGUGGGCGGCGCCGUCAACGCCAGCAGCAGCGCCGGGCAGCCGGUGCUGGAGGAGGGGCUGCUCAUCCUCAAGUGGGGCGGUGUGCUCACGCACGCGGGCCGGCAGCAGGCGGAGGACCUGGGCAAGAUCUACCGCAUGGUCAUGUACCCUAGCGGUGGUAACGGGCUGCUGCGGCUGCACUCCACCUACCGCCACGACCUCAAGAUCUACUCGUCAGAUGAGGGCCGCGUGCAGACCUCUGCCGCCGCCUUCACCAAGGCGAUGCUGGACCUGGAGGGUGCCAGCCUGACGCCCAUCCUGGUGUCGCUGGUGAACAAGGACGCGUCCAUGCUGGAGGCGUUUGGCAAGGGCGCCAGCGACGACAUCGCUGAGGCCAAGGAGGCGCUGUACCAGGCGAUGACUUGGGAUCCAGAGAAGCCCGGUGAUAAGCCGCUGGCCGUCAGCAAGCUGUCGCACACGCCCAUGAUCAGCCCGCCGCUGUCGCCCAAGGUCAGCCGUGCCUCCUCCUUCGCCGCCAAGAGCGCCGGCGGCGUCGCCGCCGCGGCCGCAGCGGAGGUGUCGUCGCUUCAGACCAUGUCCAGCGUGGAGGCUGCGGCCACAGCCAGUGUGCCGCCGUCGGUGUCGCCGGCCGCCGCCAACCCGACGGUGCUGCCGGUCCUGCAGCGCAUGAUUGAGCGCCUGGCCGGUCUGAAGGCGGCGGCGCGCGAGCGCAUGGCAGAGCAGCAGAAGGAGGCGGAGCGCGAGCGCGAGCGGGAGGCGGUGGUGGCCACGGGCGCCGCCGCGGCGGCGGAGAAGGAGCAGAAGGAGAAGGAGGAGAGGGCGGCGAACCCUGGCCCCCGGCCCGCCUCCUCUGGCGGGGCUGCAGAGCCGGCCACCGAAGGCGCCGCCACGGCGGGUGCGGACGAGGCGGACGAUGAGGGGCCCGCUGGGGGCGAGCCGGAGGCGAAGCUUCCUGCCGCACCUGUUCCCGCCGCUGCUGCGCCUGCCGAUGCCGCCGCCGUCGACUCGGCGCACCCCGCGCACGACCACCCUGCGUCCGGCAAGCCGCCGCCGCACCCCUCCGGGGCCGGCGGGCUCGCGCGCAGUUCCGUCGCCGCUCACGGCGCCCAUCGGCCCAGCCCACUCUCCAAGCGCUCCUUUGAGCCCGCCGCAGCCGCCGCCGGCUCGGCGCACACUCACACGCUGCUGCGGUUGGGCUCGCCCAGCGCGGUAGCCAUCAUCGCGGGGCUACCGGACACGCCGCUGGGGCUGCUGCGGCGCCUGGUGGAGCUGCUGCGCAAACUGGAGGACCGUCUGCGGCAGCUGGUCCGCGAGGACGGUGUGGCGGGUGUGCGCGCCGGCGCCAAGUACAGCUCUCUGUCGAUGGACCCCAAGGAGCGCGUGCACGAGGAUGGCCAGCCGUGCGGCGGGGAGAAGAUGCUGCUCAUGUUUGACCGCUGGCACAAGCUGCUCAAGUCGUUCCACAACGAGAAGAAGGACCGGUUUGACAUCAGCAAGGUGCCGGACAUCUACGACAGCGCCAAGUAUGACGCAAUCCACAACGGCCACCUGGGGCUGGACGUGCUGGAGGAGCUGUACGUGGUGGCCAAGCUGCUGGCCGAUGUGGUCAUCCCGUGCGAGUACGGACUGGACUCGGGCGGCAAGCUGCGCAUCGGCUCCAAGAUCGCCAACGAGCUGCUGGGCAAGCUGCUGGUGGACCUGGCGUCCAUGCGCGAGGAGUCCAUGGCCACAGCCUUCAUGGAGCCGGGCGCGGGCGCGCGGGGCGGCGCCGGCACGCCGGGCGGCACCCUGGGCUUCAACUACGACCAGCUGGAGGGAGACGUGGGCAGGAUCUCGCUGCAGGAUGAGGCCAUGGUCAAGCACCACAGCCACGGCGGCCUGCGCGCGGGCCCCGCCUCCGCUGUCAGCUCCUCACGCGGUGAGCAGCGCGACCGCAGCGGGCCCGCGCCCUCUACCUCCGGCACCGGCGGCGGCGGCACGGAGGGCGGCGCAGCCGCCGACGGCGCGCCAGGCAGCGCUGGCAACACCACCAGUGGCGGUGGUGCCGGCGGCGGCGAGAUGGAGCCCGCUGAGACGGAGACCAUCCACCGGCUGUGCCCCACAUACGCCUCAGAUAUCAACUCGCCCCUGCGCCAUGUGCGCACGCGCAUUUACUUCACGUCGGAGUCGCACAUGCACUCGCUCGUCAACGUGCUGCGCUGGUGCCACGAGGGGCCGGAGGCCGCCGACUGCUGCCCACCGCCCAUCACGCCGCCGUCAGGCACCGGCGGCAACAGCAGCCCCGACCUGCGUGCCUCCGCCGGCGGCGCCGCCGCGGCCGCGGUGGCGGCUGCUCUCGCGACGGAGGGCGGCGCGUCGUCACCGGUGGCGGGCGCCGCCAGUGGCGCGGCGGGCGAGCCGGCGUACGGGCGGCAGUUUGACAACUCGCCGCUGCUGAGCGCGAACGCCUGCGCGCAGCUUGAUGACACCACCGAGCUGGACUACCUCACGCAGGUGGUGUUCCGCAUGUACGAGAACAAGACGGUGCCGGUGGAGAGCCCUGAGCGCUUCCGCGUGGAGGUGCUGUUCAGCCCCGGCGCCAACUACAACCCCUUCGACUUCACCAUGCCGCUGCACAACAACCACGUGCUGCCCACCAUCCCGCGCACCGCGCUCCACAAGGGCGACGGCAUCACGCUGGCGGAGAUGGAGGAGAAGCUGCUGCCGUUCUCGCAGACUCGCAAGUUCAACACGUGCAGCUACGCGCUGCAGUACAGCCUGCGCGCGCCGCACUUGAUCCACGGCGGCGUCAACAGCCGCUACGGCAGCACGGGCGCGCUGGGCCACAACGGGCGCAGCACAGCCUCCAUCGCCGGCAAUGACUCCACUGGAGACCUGGCCGCAACCAAGGGCGCGGGCAAAGAGAAGGCCGUAGACAAGGAGGCGAAGGAGAAGGAGGCAAAGGAGAAGGAGACGAAGGAAAAGAGCGCGGAGAAGGAGAAGGAGGCGAAGGAAAAGAGCGUGGAGAAGGAGAAGGAGGCGAAUGAGGCGUAAGCGGGUGGAGCAGAAGAUGCCCGUGCAGGGCAGAAGUGGGUGGGGUCUGCCGCGCACCAGACAUGACGUGAUGCAGCCUGUGUUGGUGGUUGAAUAGCUGGAGAAACAAAAGAGUGGUGCAGGCAUUUGGUUGCCAGCGAGCAGCAAUGGUACUCGUGGGAUUGCACGUAAGGCAUUUCUUCUGCAUCGAUACCCGAUGUACAUUGCCUUGUAGCAGGUUAUGCAGUGCGUCGCACGGCGCGCAUGAGGAUAUUACAGGGGGCCUCGGCAACUGUUGCCGAGGCUCGUGGAGGCCCGUCUGCAAGCGCGCGAUGCACGUGCAUGUGUCGGACUUGGGGCCAGAGGCUGCAGCUACGGCUGUAGUGCGAGCGAACUGGGUAGCUGAGGGCGCAGGCGCAGCAAAUUCAUGCGGUGCACCGAGGGGCCCAUGUGGCAGCGUAGGAAUGGUGCCGUGAAGCCAGUUGGUGUGGCUCAAUAGGCUCAGACCAGGAGAGGCUCAGGCACAUGCGAACGGCAUGGCGUGAUCAUUAUAAUGAGCACGGUAGAAUGAGGUGUGGGUUACAGGGUUCUAGUACCGUAGUGUUGGUACAACUGAUGACGGAGGAUCCGAGGUUGUUUUGUAAGAGCGCGAGCUG
Molecule: messenger RNA, 5570 nt
Organism: Chlamydomonas reinhardtii
Lineage: Eukaryota; Viridiplantae; Chlorophyta; Chlorophyceae; Chlamydomonadales; Chlamydomonadaceae
Exons: 22
Coding region: 184-4935 (1583 amino acids)
Biological process (GO): inositol phosphate biosynthetic process; inositol metabolic process
Molecular function (GO): ATP binding; inositol hexakisphosphate kinase activity; 5-diphosphoinositol pentakisphosphate 1-kinase activity
Source: RefSeq, a predicted model, not a curated record